This is a messenger RNA of Suillus paluster, 789 nucleotides long. RefSeq lists its product as uncharacterized. The record is from RefSeq and is a predicted model, not a curated record. Lineage: Eukaryota; Fungi; Basidiomycota; Agaricomycetes; Boletales; Suillaceae. The coding region runs from base 1 to 789 and encodes 262 amino acids. The transcript is spliced from 2 exons.
AUGGCAUCUUACGAUUCUGCAUCAACAUCACAAAGUGUAUGUUCUCCACAUGUUGAGCGUCACCGUCUCAGACGCAAACGCUCCCCUUCCCCAUCAUCUCAACACUUCAGUGUAAAUCCAUUUGCUGCUCAUCGUCCAUACUCCCCUUCUACUCGCGCUUCUGACAUCGCGCGCCUCCUUGACCCAGCUUACGCUUCACCGUCCCAUCAAACUGCCUUCAAGGCACUAUCACCUCGAACUGCUAUCAAAGAGGUCUACGUCGAUCACCACGGUGACCUCCACGACCCCGAUUUUCGCGACUUCCCCACCUUUGGGCAUGCUAAAUCGAGAUGGGAGCGGUCAUAUACAGAUGAGAGUGAUGACGCAGAGGAAGAUGAGGAGAACUUCCAAAGACGUGUUUCUAUCGAGAAGCAACGCAGACGGCCUUCCACCACUCCUUAUUACGUCGCCCCCGCCUACUAUCACUACGACGAGCCUUCGUCGUACGAGUCAAGACAUCUAGCUGAAGUCGACGACGAAGACGAUCAGCUAGAUCAUCAUGAACGCGCCCCUCUCAAGGAGAAAUGCUUCAUUACGCGAUCCAAGUCUCCUGAGAAACAUUCUCAGUCUGAGAAGGAGACUUAUCCUCAGAACCCUCAUGUAGAGGAACCUGAACCUAUUGCAGCUGACAGCGACUUCACACCUACGUGUGGACACGUUAUUCGCCGUCAGUGGCAUGCCUUCACGCUGAGCCUGCGCUUCAGUCUAUUCCGGACAAAGCGUAGAAUUCAGCGCAGAAUGUCUGGUUAA